AUGACGACAGAACAGCUUCAACAGCACUCUCUUUGGUGGACGGGACCACCGUGGCUUACGCAACCUCAGAACAUGUGGCCCAAGCAGACCAGUGUCGACGCAGACGAAUUACUCAGAAUCACCGCUCUUUGCCUCAAAUUGGUGGACAAGCUGUCCAAACGUCAGGACGCUUCGCCCACGCAUUUCAUCUCAGCAGCUGAUAUGGAAAGGGCCAGAAUCUAUUGGAUUCAGACCACGCAGGCCACAUUCUUUAAAGAUGAACUCGCUGCACUCGCCAAGGGAACAACGCUUCCUUCGGCGCAUCCAUUUACGAGGCUCACCGCUUACCUUGACCAUCAAGGGAUCGCCAGGGUAGGCGGGCGCCUCCAACACUCGGAGCUUUCACACGACGGCAAACACCCUAUCAUCUUGCCUCGUGAUUCAAGUUUCUCAGCGCUUCUCAUCGACCACGCACAUCGUCAGACCAUGCAUGGAGCUGUACACUUGGAAGUUGUCACCGACUACUCAGCCGACGCGUUCCUCGCAGCCUAUCGCAGAUUCGCAGCAAGGAGAGGAACUGCAGCCUCUCUCUACUCAGAUUGCGGCACCAGCUUCCAAGGAUCGGACGCGCAGUUAAAAAAGCUGUACAAGGACAGCACACGCGAAAACCACGACAUCGAAGCUCUACUCGCCAAGGAUGGUACGCAGUGGCACUUCAACCCUCCUGCCGCUCCACACAUGGGUGGAAAGUGGGAGGCAGUGGUCAAGUCUCUCAAAUUCCAUCUGAAGAGGACGAUUGGAGAUGCUUUAUUGACGUUCGAGGAAUCAAUAACAUUGCUCGCGCAGAUUGAAGCCAUCCUCAAUUCAAGACCGUUGGAAUCACUCAGCGAUGAUCCAGACGACGUCUCAGCCCUCUCACCAGGACACUUCCUGAUCGGAUCGCCGCUCAACGCAGUGCCAGAGCCCACGCUUCUCGACAUCUCAGUCAACAGAUUGUCAAGGUGGCAAUUUCUACAGCCGCACCUCCAACAAUUUUGGAGACUCUGGUCAACGCAGUACUUGCAGCGACUCCAGGCCAUCUCAAAAUGGGAUCAACCGUCCAACGAGAUCAAGGUAGGCUCUCUGGUUCUCAUUACUGAUGAACGCUUGCCUCCAGGGAAAUGGCCCAUGGCCAGGGUUCUCAGUCUGAUGCCAGGAAAGGAUGGACUGACCAGGGUCGUCACCCUCAAGACGGCCACCACAACGCUCACACGGCCCAUCGCCAAGUUGGCUCCUCUUCAUCAGCCCUCUCAGGACAACGCGGACACGCAGACCACAUCAUCGACUAGUCGCUGA
Messenger RNA from Osmia bicornis bicornis, 1314 nucleotides. RefSeq lists its product as uncharacterized. NCBI's taxonomy places the organism in Eukaryota, Metazoa, Arthropoda, Insecta, Hymenoptera, Megachilidae. Bases 1 to 1314 code for a protein of 437 amino acids. Gene Ontology annotation, molecular function: nucleic acid binding. The record is from RefSeq and is a predicted model, not a curated record. Gene Ontology annotation, biological process: DNA integration. The transcript is spliced from 3 exons.